This is a messenger RNA of Drosophila navojoa, 285 nucleotides long. RefSeq lists its product as uncharacterized. The record is from RefSeq and is a predicted model, not a curated record. NCBI's taxonomy places the organism in Eukaryota, Metazoa, Arthropoda, Insecta, Diptera, Drosophilidae.
AUGCGUGCCGUUAUCCUGUUCGCCGUCAUUCUGGGAGUCCUGCUAUCGCUGGCCUUUGCCGAGGACCAGGAGCAGGAGCAGCUGCGUCAGAAGCGUCAAUUCGGCUUCGGCGGAUACCCCUUCGGAGGCUUUGGCGGUCCUUAUGGCGGCUAUGGCGGCUUCGGUCGCUACGGUGGCUACGGAGGCUAUGGAGGUUAUGGAGGCGGCUUUGGUCGCUACGGCUAUGGACACCGCUAUGGCGGCUAUGGCGGCUUUGGCGGAUUCGGAGGUCCCUUCUACGGUUAA